AUGGAACUGCACAUUUUAGAGCACAGCUUGAAAGUAGCUAGUAUAGCAAAAGAGGGCAUCCAGAUCUGCACUCACGGAUUAAUCAAACUAGCCUUCCUGCCCUCCAAAACGAGAUGUAAGUUCUUUAGUUUGACUGAAACGCCUGAGGAUUACACCAUCAUAGUGGAUGAAGAUGGCUUUAAAGAACUGCCCCAGUCAGAAUAUCUCAGUGUGGCAGAUGCGACGUGGUUGGCUCUGAACGUGGUGUCAGGGGGCGGGAGCGCCGCCAGCUCUCAGCCCAUUGGAGUGACCAAAAUCGCCAAAUCAGUCAUCGCCCCCCUGGCUGACCACAACAUUUCUGUUUUCAUGCUGUCCACCUAUCAAACGGACUUUAUACUGGUCCGGGAGAGAGAUCUACCUAUGGUCAUGCACACCCUGUCCUCAGAGUUCACCCUCCUCAGAGUGGUGAAUGGAGAGACUGUAGCUGCCAACUGCUCCGGAGUCACCAAUGGUUUCGUCAAGCCUAAACUGGUCCCUCGUCCCAUCAUUCACCCUCUUUCCAGUCCCAGUAACAUGUUCUGUGUCACAAGUCUGGACCCGGACACGCUGCCCUCAGUGGCCACUCUGCUCAUGGAUGUUAUGUUCUACUCAGGCGGAGGGAAGGAGAUGGGAGCACAGAACGAGGAUUCAGGCCACAUUCGCUUCUUUUCCUUCUCCCUGAUCGAGGGCUACAUCUCGCUGGUCAUGGAUGAGCAGACUACUCGAAGGUUUCCCAAUAAUGUCCUCUUCACCAGCGCUUCAGGGGAGCUUUGGAAAAUGGUUCGCAUUGGUGGACAACCUUUAGGAUUUGAUGAAUGUGGGAUUGUGGCUCAAAUAUCUGAACCAUUGGCGACAGCUGACAUUCCAGCCUAUUACAUCAGCACCUUCAAGUUUGACCACGCUCUGGUCCCUGAGGAAAACAUCCAGAGUGUGAUUGGAGCCUUGAGGACCAAUGAGAGCACAGGACAGUGAGAGUCUCUCCUCAUUGGAGAGGAGUCUCACACCCCUGCUUGUGUAUCGAUAUCUCAAUGUCAAAACUCUCUUAAAAGUGCCAAGAGCUUCUCCAGGACCUCUGCGUGGGGAGGGAAGGGGCUUAUGGGAGUUGGGGGUGGGACUGAGUGAUGGGAGAUAUGUAGGCGAGAGGAUGCUUUAGGUUUUGCAGUCAGCAUUGGGCUUUUCCCCCUUCUAUAAGAAAAGUUGUGCCAAUAUUUGUCCUAACUUAUUUGCACCUAUCCCUUAUUACCCUGCCUUUUUUCUACAGGGACUCUCAGCUGGUGUGACUGCAGUGUCGGGUUUUUUUCCCCUUUCUCUCUCACUCUCCCUCCGCCUUAUCUGCUCCCUCCCCUUACACCAUUUCACCAUGGCAACGAGGCCUGCUGAGGCCCUGCCCUCCCUCCCCAAUUCCAGUUCCAGAGACAUUGCAAAUAACCAUUAUGUAUUAGUGACUGGUCCUCCUUAAUAGAGGACUCAGAAUGUACACCAUGUUUUAAUUUUUCCAUUUCUUAUCUGCCCCCCCAUUCCUAUCCUAUCCUACUUUGCUUACAGUGCCAAGUUACUUUAGGCCUAAACAGACUCCUCGUUUAAAACCAAGUGUUUAGUUUUUUGAGUGCAAUUUGGAAGGCGAUUAUUGCUGAUUAGUUUGGUAGUUGGGGAAGGACUAUCCAGCUUGGUGAUAUUCCAUUACUGGAAAAAAGAGCUUUUUGUGUUUUUUCCACCCUCACCCAAGGCCUGUGUUCAUGUGUUCAAUGCCAAGUGGCUGAGUUAUGAAUUGUUGUUGUUUUUCUUGUAUCCAAAGUACAAUCAGUGGGUUUCUGUACUCCAGCAGAAUUUCUCUGAACUUUUAUCAGACUGGAAUUGAAUGGAUCACAGCUGACCCGUUGCUUGGGUUUCUGGGUAAAACCGUAGUUAAACACUAUCUCAGUUCAGUGUUUCACGUCUUUUUGAAGUUAUGAAUACGAAAAUGUUAGAGAAUGAAUUGUGCAAUUUACUGUAAACUGUUUUAAAACAUUUCUGAUGUAGAUGAUUUUUUUUUUUUAUUAUUUUUUGUUUGUUUUCCUUCCCCUUUCAUGUGUGAAGCUGUUUUGUGUUUUGUGAUUGGGAAGAAAUGGUGGUGCACCAUACUUCAUUUGCUUCUUUACCAAGUCCUCCUUACCACUCAGCAUUUCUCAAAGCUAGUUCCUCUAGCCAGGAUAAGAUGUGGGGAAUUAGGAUUGUUUAUUGAAUGUUAGUAGGGGUCAAGUGUCACGGACACUGGUGUUAAUUUAGGCCUUCUACCCUCCCACCCCAUUCUGCACUUUAUUUAAGAUCUUUCUUAAAGAUCUUGCUGUUCUGAUGUGUGAAGAAAAAAAAAAAAACGGGGUAGAAUUUCUGCCCCUCAGAAGGAAUCUCUUUUUAGAAGGGGUCACUCUUGUUGGUCUUAGAGCAUGGAUGAUAUAUAUUCCGCCCCCCCCCCCCCCAGGCCUUUUCUUCUGUUAGCUCUGAUUAGAAGAAACCAUGUAUUUAUCAGUGUUAAAAAGGGUGACCUGUUUCUUCUCUGACCAUUAAAAGACAUGAAAACAGUA
Messenger RNA from Pygocentrus nattereri (red-bellied piranha), 2579 nucleotides. RefSeq names its product cytosolic arginine sensor for mTORC1 subunit 2 (gene castor2). Gene Ontology annotation, cellular component: cytosol. Lineage: Eukaryota; Metazoa; Chordata; Actinopteri; Characiformes; Serrasalmidae. Gene Ontology annotation, biological process: negative regulation of TORC1 signaling; cellular response to L-arginine. The transcript is spliced from 9 exons. The record is from RefSeq and is a predicted model, not a curated record. Bases 1 to 990 code for a protein of 329 amino acids.